CUGCUAGAAAUUAAAAGAAAGUCCACUGAAACUGGAGGAAUCUCUCCAUGUCAGCAUAUCCUCCCCCACGCGAUUAUAUAUAUGUAUAGAUAUAUUGAUGCUAGCUCAUAGCACAAUAUCACAAACAAAACUAGAUAAUUAAUAUUCCACUCUAUUAUAUCUACACAUUUCAUUUGAGUUGUACUGUAUAUCAUAUUAUCUCUAACAUGUCAGUGAAGGUAGCCGCCGAGUACUUGCCAAAACAGGCCUGCAGGGUUGAAACAGCAGAGAAGAAGGUGGUUGUAGUGAGAGAGUAUGAAGAGAGAGAGAAGUUGGCAGUGGAAGAGCUUGAGAGACAGUGUGAAGCAGGGCAGCAGCAGCAGGGGAAGCCUUCACUUUUCACUGACCUAAUGGGCGACCCCUUAUGCCGUGCCCGUCACGUCCCACUACACAUCAUGCUGGUUGCGGAAUAUGGAGAGGGAGAGAUUGUGGGGGUAAUAAGAGGGUGUAUAAAAACUGUGACGAGGGGGAAUUCAAUUUAUGUAAAGUUGGCUUAUAUUCUGGGACUACGGGUCUCUCUCACGCACAGGAGGCUUGGAAUUGGCACAAAACUGGUUCAGAAGUUAGAAGAAUGGUGCAAGCAAAAGGGCGCAGAAUAUGCAUACAUGGCCACCGAUUACACCAACGAGGCCUCCAUUAAUUUAUUUACCCAAAAAUGUUCAUACAUGAAAUUUCGAACUCCUACCAUGUUGGUACAGCCUGUUCAUGCUCAUCACAAGCCAAUUGGCUCGAGCAUUGCAAUCGUUAAACUCACCCCACAACUUGCUGAGUCAAUUUAUCAUCGAACCUUUGCCAAUUCAGAAUUCUUCCCUAAAGAUAUAGACAAUAUUUUAAGUAACAAGCUCAAUUUGGGCACAUUCAUGGCUCUCCCCAAGAAUUCCUUCCUUAAGUGGGAUCCAAAAACAGGUAUUCUCCCACCAAGCUUCGCAAUUCUAAGCGUGUGGAACACUAAGGAAGUGUUCAAGUUACAAGUGAUGGGUGUGUCAAAGUUAACGUACUUGUGUUGCAUGGGAACUAGGUUGGUGGAUGCAUGUAUGCCAUGGCUAAGGUUACCUUCAUUUCCUGAUGUUUUUAGACAAUUUGGGGUUUACACUUUGUAUGGUUUGCACAUGGAAGGUCAAACAAAACGUACUGCUCGCAGUCUCAUGAAGUCUCUAUGUGCAUUUGCACAUAAUUUGGCUAGAGAUGAGGUUGGAUGUGGGGCUGUGGUCGCAGAGGUGGGCCAGUGGGACCCGGUUAGGGAGGCCAUCCCACAUUGGAAGAGAUUUUCAUGGGCUGAGGAUCUGUGGUGCAUUAAGAAGCUAGCAGAUUCUAGUGAAAAAUGUGACACAGCUGAUUGGAUCAAAUCCCAAUCCUCUAAUUCAUCUGUUAUUUUUGUUGAUCCACGGGAUUUUUGACACCUUUUUAGCUUGAUUGACUCACAUAAUUGUCCAAUUGUAAGGUGUAAUUAACCAUCUAAUUAUAUGUGUGUGUUUUUUCUUACAAUAAAUGAAGACAAGGUAAUCAAACCCAAGUUCUCUUGUAAAAGGAUUCUCCAUAUAAAUAAUUGGAUCGUG
Quercus lobata is the source of this 1595-nucleotide messenger RNA. RefSeq names its product probable N-acetyltransferase HLS1. Lineage: Eukaryota; Viridiplantae; Streptophyta; Magnoliopsida; Fagales; Fagaceae. The coding region runs from base 207 to 1436 and encodes 409 amino acids. Gene Ontology annotation, molecular function: acyltransferase activity, transferring groups other than amino-acyl groups. The transcript is spliced from 3 exons. The record is from RefSeq and is a predicted model, not a curated record.